This is a messenger RNA of Zingiber officinale, 2889 nucleotides long. RefSeq names its product pentatricopeptide repeat-containing protein At2g45350, chloroplastic-like. Gene Ontology annotation, biological process: RNA modification. The transcript has 5 exons. Gene Ontology annotation, molecular function: protein binding; RNA binding. NCBI's taxonomy places the organism in Eukaryota, Viridiplantae, Streptophyta, Magnoliopsida, Zingiberales, Zingiberaceae. The coding region runs from base 463 to 2640 and encodes 725 amino acids. The record is from RefSeq and is a predicted model, not a curated record.
CAAAAAAUAUAAAAUAAAAAAUAAAAACCCUAAUUAUUUAAGAUCUGCCGGCCGCCGUCUCGAACGAUCCCCCACUCUUUUUUCCGGCGAGCGAUUGCAGACGUUCUCAAGCUUACUUGACAGCACCAGAGCACGUCGUCUCCAUAAUUGGCCGCUGUCUCGCCGUUUGGUCAUCCUCGUGUGCACCGCCUCACUGCUUCAUGAAUUCUAGUUUUUUGCCUGUGCAGCAGUUUGGUAUUUUUCACGUCGUUGGAAAUGGAUGGUGCUAGGAAGGAUUCGUAUGUCAAGUGGGUUAAAUGCUGAAAAUAGAGAUCUGGAUGGAUGAAGUAAAUCAAGGUACGGUUUUGUCAGGUCAUGGAAAAGUUACAAAUUCCUCAAAUACGGACAUGAUGGAACCUCCGUACUGCAGAUUAUUCUCUGAUAAGUGUGAUAUGAAGUCAUCUUUUAGAAAGCCCACCAAUAAUGCAGAUUUUAGGAAGUAUCACUGUCAUAUGCCUAUGGAAAGAUAAGCGUCUAUUGAAGUUAAGGAGGAUAAUCUUGAAUACUGAUGGGAAGGCUCCUUGCAAGAAGCAAAAUGCUGGAGAAUUGCGCCUUCACCAAGGGAAGGAAGAUGAUUUCCUGAUGAAUGUCCUUCAUAGGAAGAUAAGUUUAUAUUUAUCUUCUGAUAACUUUUCAUCAAAGCAGGUUGAUGAUUCUCAUCCAUUUUUCUGGAAUAGCAUCAUUAGACGCUACGAGCGAAAUCAAGAACCACGGAAAGCUAUAAUUACAUUCUGUCAUAUGAUGCAGAGAAACAUAUCUCCUGACAAGUUCACCUUUCCUUUCAUACUCAAAGCCUGUGCGAGUGCUAUGGCCCUGAGAGAAGGUGAGCAAAUUCACUGUCAUGCCAUCAAGAGUCCAUAUAAUUCGGAUCUGUUUGUUCAGGGCUCAUUGAUAUUCAUGUAUGCCAGCUGCCAAGAGAUUGAUUCUGCUCGUGCUUCAUUUGAUGCGAUGCCCUACAAGAAUUUGAUCAGUUGGAAUAUGAUUAUUGAUGCCUAUAUUAAACAUGGAAGACUAAAUACUGCUCUUGAGAUUUUUGCGCAGAUGCCGGAACGUGAUUUGUUCUCUUGGAAUUUAAUGAUUGAUGGCUUUGCGAAAAAUGGACAGAUGGAGUUUGCCCAAAGGAUGUUUGAUGAGAUGCCUGGAAGAGAUAUUGUUUCCUGGAAUUCUAUCAUUAACGGAUAUGCAAAGUGUCGAGACAUGACAACAGCAAGGAAAAUGUUUGAUCAGAGUCCAUUCAAGGAUGAAGUCACUUGGGGAAUUAUGCUCAACGGGUAUGCAAAGUGUGGCCGAAUCACCACUGCCCAUACUUGGUUUGAAAAGCUACCAUAUAAAAAUGCAAUCAGUUGGAAUUGUUUGAUAAACAGGUAUCUUAGAUGUGAUGAUGUUAAAUCAGCACAAAAGUUGUUCGAUUUGAUGCCAAACAGAAAUGUAACUUCCUUUAACAUCAUGCUGGAUGACUACAUGAAGAAAGGUGAGUUACAACUCGCAUAUCAAAUGUUCUACAAUAUGCCUGUGAAGGAUGUUACCUCUUGGAACAUUAUUAUCGAUGGGAAUGCUAGACUUGGAAGAAUGAAGGUAGCAAGAGAGUUGUUUGAUGUUAUGCCAUGUAGGGAUGUGGUUUCAUGGAAUUCAUUGAUUGCUGGGUACAAGGAGAAUGGUGAAUCGAAAGAAGCAAUUGAGGUAUUUAUCAAGAUGAUUAUCUCAGGGAAAAAGCCGGACAACUCGACUUUAGCUAUGGUUCUCUCAGCAGUUGCUGAUUUAGGCCUUAUUUUCCAAGGUAGAUGGAUUCAUUUGUACAUCGAUAAGCAUGACAUUCCUCUGGAUGGCAUUGUUGGGGUUGCGCUCAUAGACAUGUACUCCAAGUGCGGUUAUGUCGAUAUUGCUCUGAGUAUCUUCAAUAGCAUACCUCAAAAGGAAAGAGAUCACUGGAAUUCUAUGAUAUCAGGGUCUGCAGUGCACGGCCGUGGUAAUCUCGCCAUCAACUUAUUUGAAAAGAUGCAAAGAUCAAUGGUAAAACCAGAUGAUAUAACUUUUAUUGGUCUUUUGAGUGCCUGCAGUCAUGCUGGCCUAGUCGCCGAGGGUCGUAGGUAUUUUAACCUUAUGAUCUCCAAAUACGGAAUAACUCCCAAGAUUCAGCAUUAUGGUUGCAUGGUAGACCUGUUAAGCCGCGCAGGCCAUCUAGAGGAGGCAAUCUCCCUGGUCAACGACAUGCCGCUGAGAGCUAACGAUAUCAUCUGGAGAGCCCUUCUUGGAGCUUCCAAGAACCAGAGUAAUGUCGAAAUAGCCGAACGUGCAGUGAGAAACCUGAUCGAGUUGGAUCCUUGCGAUAGUAGUUCGUAUGUGCUGUUGUCGAACAUAUAUGCUUGCAGGGAUCAGUAUGAGAGUGCCGGGGAAGUGUGGAGAACCAUGAAGAGCAAAGGGGUUCCUAAGAACACUGGCUGUAGCUGCAUAGAGGUCGAUGGUGUCAUCCAUGAGUUCACUGUAGGACACAUUGCACACCCGCAGAUCGACUUAUUGUUGCAUAGCAUGACACAGGCAUUAAGAUUGGAAGGCUAUUUGCCAUGUUCAAAAGGCUCAGUUGGCUUGGUCUUUCACGAGUGAUGCUCGACCGAUGAACUCAACUCGGGAACUAGAAACUAAUUGAUCUGGUUCUGGUUAAGAAUGUUUUUAGAACUGGACUUGACUGAUCGGUUCAACUGGCAACUCAGGAAUAAUUGGGAGCCAAUCAAUUCGGUUUGAUCAUACCUGUUGAGUUCAGUUUGGGCUCGCUUCAACCAGAAACAAAUGAAACCAGUAAGUUUGUCGUUCGGUUUGUGCGCAGAUCCAGUUAUAGAAACAAUAGUUUGUGUU